Alnus glutinosa is the source of this 1104-nucleotide messenger RNA. RefSeq names its product ATP synthase subunit delta', mitochondrial. Gene Ontology annotation, biological process: proton motive force-driven ATP synthesis. Bases 111 to 710 code for a protein of 199 amino acids. The record is from RefSeq and is a predicted model, not a curated record. The transcript is spliced from 2 exons. Gene Ontology annotation, molecular function: proton-transporting ATP synthase activity, rotational mechanism. NCBI's taxonomy places the organism in Eukaryota, Viridiplantae, Streptophyta, Magnoliopsida, Fagales, Betulaceae.
GACUAGAGAGACCGGUAAUCAGAAUUCAGUAGUAAACACCACCACAACACAUUUCCAACCUUAAAGAAACCAAACCCGAAAAGCUCAGAAGCCACCACCAACCAUCGACCAUGUUCCGGCAAGCUUCACGCGACUUGGCUCGAACCCUGAGGGCUAGAGCGAGACCCUACUCUACGGACCUCCCGGCCGGGCCCACCACAGAAACGGCCUUCGUGGAGUCGUGGAAGAAGGUCAUACCCAACAUUGAACCUCCCAAGACUCCCUCCCACUUCAUGCAGCCCCGCCCGCCCACCCUCUCCUCUAUCCCUUCCAAGAUCACCGUCAACUUCGUCCUCCCCUACGCCUCCGAGCUCUCCACCAAGGAGGUUGACAUGGUUAUAGUUCCAGCAACAACCGGCCAAAUGGGCAUUUUGCCUGGACAUGUGCCUACAAUCGCGGAGCUGAAGCCUGGAAUCCUGUCGGUGCAUGAAGGAAAUGACACGACUAAGUAUUUCCUUAGCAGUGGGUUUGCUUUUAUCCAUGCUAACUCUGUUGCUGACAUAAUUGCUAUAGAGGCCGUUCCAAUUGACCAUAUUGACCCGAGCUUUGUCCAGAAGGGCCUUGCAGAGUUCACCCAGAAGGUCAGUUCGGCCACAACUGAGUUGGAGAAAGCUGAAGCCCAGAUUGGUGUCGAAGUUCACAGUGCUCUCAACUUUGCCCUCUCAGGCUAAUGGGUUAUUGACAUUUCAUACCUCCCAAAGCUUUUGUAGUUCUGCAUCAGUUGCUGUUUGAUCUUCCCUUUAUUCAUUGUUUAGAUCUGUCAAGAUAUCAUCACCAUGAUUACCAGGAGUGAAAUAAAUAUUUUCUAGAGAGAACCCCAUAACUUGUGCUGAUAUGAUGGUCAAGAUGCCUCUUCAGUCUCCACUAGGGAUAUUACUCUUUACUUUCCCUUCGGAAUGUUCAUUUCAUUAUAAGCUCUUUGGUUUUGAUACCAUACAGAAAGGGAAGUACUCUAUCUUGUUUUCCAGAUUUCAGAUUCUUGAAAUGACGACAUUUGAAAAUUCACUUGUUGAAGUAUCAUUGUACUAUGUUUACAGUUAAGGUCGUUAAAAUUUUCAGGUGCCA